CCUUCUCUCUCUCUCUCUCUCUCAAGAAAGACAGAGAAUAGGAAAGAUAGAAUUUAUUCAGAAGGAAGAAAAGGGCAAUCCUCUAAGUCCUUGCUAGCUCAUUGAGAAGCUUCGAGGGAGGCUCCUGCUGUUGGAAAAUCACAGCCACCAUUUCUCCUCCUCCUUUUCUUUCUUAAUUUCCUUGGUCUCUAUCAACACAUUUCAUUCUUCAUCACCAAUUCACCUUAUAUAUAGAGAUAUGUCAAGGUCAACAGCAAGAAGAACUUGCCCUCUUUGAAACUUCUAUGCUCGGCUUCUUUGUCUUGUCUGCUCUUCUAUACUUGUGUGUUAGAGUCUUAUCGGUCAAAGGAGAUAACUUCGACCAUCAUUUUAAUGAGAGCUACCUAUAUGCUUCUUCUUGGUCUCUCAGAUUUGCUUAAUCAUCUCUAACCCUAGAAAACUCAACAUUUUAUUACUAUUUCUUUUUGUUUUUAUCUAAGCGCUCUCCCAGUUCUUUCCUAUUACUAUUUCUUUUUGUUUUUAUCUAAGCGCUCUCCCAGUUCUUUCUUUCUAUGGAACUAUUUCUACUUUGAUUCUUCUUCUUCUUCUUCUUCUUCUUCUUCUUCUCAAUACUCGACCCUUAUAGAUCCACUCGAUCGACAAAAAAUGGACUUUGGAUCGGGUUUUAGAGAAGAAGACCAGAUGAGUAAAGGUAAGCUCCCUUUCUCCUAUUCAUCUUCCUCCUCUCCAUCAUCUUCUUCCUCCCAGCACAAGGGCAAUCUGCUUCCUCUAUCCCAAAUAUAUGACCAUCAGAACGCUCAAAUGGGUUCUUGGUUAGGAAGCAAGUAUGACCCAGAACAGGAAGAUAUCUCCAGGUUUAAUGACAGCGGAGCUGCAGCCAAGCUUGAGCUUUUGGAUGUCAACGAUGAACAGCAACAAGGCUGCAAAGAAGAAUCAUCUGCUGUUGUUGUCAUAGAGAAGGAGCACAUGUUUGAUAAGGUAGUCACACCAAGCGACGUGGGCAAGCUAAAUCGACUUGUGAUCCCCAAGCAGCACGCAGAAAAGUACUUCCCAUUAGAUUCAUCAACCAACGAGAAGGGCCUUCUUUUGAAUUUCGAGGAUAGGACUGGGAAAGCAUGGAGAUUCCGCUACUCCUACUGGAAUAGCAGUCAGAGCUAUGUGAUGACCAAGGGUUGGAGCCGUUUUGUAAAGGAGAAGAAACUCGAUGCUGGUGAUAUUGUGUCGUUUCAGCGAGGGGUGGGUGAGACGGGCAACGAUCAUUUGUACAUUGAUUGGAGGCGCCGACCUGAUGCACCAGACCCAACCUCUCACAAUCACCACCACCGUCACCAGCAGCACCACCACUUCUCAUCCAUCCCUUGGAGUCCCCUACUGAUGCGGCCGCCAGCGGUGCCCAUGAUGCCUAGGGACCACCUUCACUUCUCGAAUCCCAAUAGGAAUGCGUAUUGCAAUGGUAGUGGUGGUGGCAGCGUUGGAUCUUCUUAUGGUUACGGUUAUACUAGCUGCAAUUACGGCAAUGUGAGCGCCAACCGUUGUCCGUCUUCAGGGACAAUGCUUUACAGGAGAUCGACAGCCCCGCAACAGGUUGGAUUGGGGAUGGUGCAAUGGCAGCAACAAGGAGCUGGUGGGUUCGUGGAGCCAAUGGUGUAUGAGUCGGUGCCGGUGGUCCAAGGGAAAGCUGCAGCGAAGAGGCUGAGGCUGUUUGGUGUAAACAUGGAUUGCCCCAUCACGGAUUCUGAAGAAUGUGACCAAUUGUCCUCAGCCAUAUCAAUACCUCCACAUCAUCAUGCUACUAUGGCAUUGCAGGCUCAUCAAAUUUCCUCACCUUCCCACCAUUCCCUCCAAUUAAAUGGCACGCCACUUCCACCCGUACCUUCUUCCACUAAGUUUUUCCGCGAAGGGAAGUCAUCCAUGUCCCUAGAUUUGGAUAUUUGAUUCGGUUUUAGUCCCAACACCUAUUAUCAACAAAGAAGACAGCUAAUUGAUCAAACCCAUUCUUGCUUUUUCUCUUUCUUUUUUCCUCCAAAAAUUGUUUCUCUUAUGCUCACCCGAGACUGGAGACACAGAAUUAAAUAGAAAAUGCUGCUUCAACGAAGUCAUUACUUGCUGAAUAAUGAGGGGCCAGAGAGGGUCGCAAUAUGUGUGAAUUAAUGCUAUUGCUCAUACUAGUACACAACACAACAAUUAAAAGUGGGGGUUGAAGGGUUGGAGUUUUCAAUGGGCGAAAAGACCUUCCUUGCUGAGAGCUCAUGCCAAAUCUUUUUCUUUUCUUUUCAUUUCUUUUUUUCUCAACUUCUGUAUAAAUGUUUAUGUAUAAUACAUUAUAUAAUUAGAUAGUUUUGUCAGAUAUGGAUUCAUGAGAUUUCAUGUCUUUUCGUUUUGUAGGGCCUGAUUUUCCUCACAUAUGCAUAUAUAUAUGUAUACAUAUGAAUGACAUAGUUUCUCAGUGCUUUUUAAUUUUCCAA
This is a messenger RNA of Hevea brasiliensis (rubber tree), 2465 nucleotides long. RefSeq names its product B3 domain-containing transcription factor NGA1. The coding region runs from base 646 to 1935 and encodes 429 amino acids. Gene Ontology annotation, molecular function: DNA-binding transcription factor activity; DNA binding. The record is from RefSeq and is a predicted model, not a curated record. Lineage: Eukaryota; Viridiplantae; Streptophyta; Magnoliopsida; Malpighiales; Euphorbiaceae. The transcript has a single exon.